Messenger RNA from Anastrepha ludens (Mexican fruit fly), 3976 nucleotides. Its product is annotated as lipase 3. The record is from RefSeq and is a predicted model, not a curated record. Gene Ontology annotation, biological process: lipid metabolic process. Lineage: Eukaryota; Metazoa; Arthropoda; Insecta; Diptera; Tephritidae. The coding region runs from base 1032 to 3095 and encodes 687 amino acids. The transcript is spliced from 6 exons.
GCCAAACGGUAGUGUGGGAAAUAAAUCGUAGAAGCCUUAGAAGAAAAGUUGUGAAAAAGCGCGAAAGGAAAAUAUUAAAUAAUCAUUGCAUUUUUACAACAACAAAGAAUCAGUAAACGUAAUGUGAAUGUGCAUUGUUUCGGUGCUGCAAAAUUAAUGGUAUCUUUUUCUAUGCUUUCAAAUUUGUGGCCUAAUUAACGGUAAAGCGAAUGCAAUAAGCUAAUGUGAACGGGUUUGCUCGGCCAUGAAGCGCGCGCGCGGAAACCAAUUGAAAUUAGUGCAAAUAAUUUGAAUAUUUGUUGCGUUGAAGCGCGGAAACUCGAAAUAGAGAAAUUCAACGGAAAACUGCAUUUCCUACACCAAACACCAAAAAUAUCGAAAAAUUAUAGUGCGUGAAAUUUUGAACUAUAAAAAUAGAUUAGAAAAACAUCAAAUAUUAUUAAAUAUUCACAUAACGGUAAUUCAGUUAAAGCCACAAAGUCAGUAGGUAGUGCUUGGAAGGCGCAAAUAAAAAUAGGAAGUAGCCAAAACGCAGCAAGAAAAUAAACAAAAAUUUAUAAAUAACAAAUUUUUUCACAAACAAAAAUAAAUCACUGAGCCAGCAGAAAAGUGGUGAAGGAAAGUAGCAGCCGUAGUCGCAAACAUUCGCCCACUUUGCACAAACUGCACCACCGCCUGCCAACCCACUCUUCGUCUAGCGCGUGGAUUGCGUGCCGCGCAUGCGCAGCGCUCGUUUCAGUGAUUUUGGUUUUGCAAAAUUAUUAUUUCAAGAAAAAUUUUUGCCACACUGCGUGCUAAUUUUUCACUGUUUACGCGUGCUGUUUUUGUUGUUUUUAUGUGUCUUCGAACAAAUUUUCUAUUUGUACGCACACACUCGCAUCUUUGACUUGUGCAACAGCUGUGUACAUUUUUGGGCGCGUUUGGCGCGUAGCAGAUUCAUUUUUUGCUUGUAAUAAACUUUUUUCGCGUUACACACACACACACAUACUGUAAAUAACGAGCCAAAAUAAGGCAACGACGACAAGACAACGAUGCUGAAAAGUGAAAAUACUUGUUACCGGAUUUUUGGCCUAUGGCCGUUAGCGUGCGCCUUUUUGUUGACACUACAGCUACUCGUCGGCACCGCAGAAGCCUUCACUAUACUCUCGCCAUUCAGCUACACCUCGUUGAGUUUUAAGAAUCUAUUAAAUUCAGUGCUAUUGGCGAGUAAUGCGAAUUUGGCUGGCGGUGGGCGAAAUCUCAAAUCAGACGUGCUGGAGGAUGCGUCACUGAUAACGCCGAAAUUAAUACGCAAGUACGGUUACCCAUCGGAGACGCAUACCGUUGUGACAAAAGAUGGCUACAUACUGGAGAUGCAUCGCAUACCGAAACGAGGCGCGCAGCCAGUGCUGCUGAUGCACGGAAUAUUGGACACAUCGGCCACAUGGGUGCUAAUGGGGCCCAAGUCGGGGUUGGGUUACAUGCUCUCCGAUCUGGGCUAUGAUGUUUGGAUGGGCAAUGCGCGUGGCAAUCGCUAUUCGAAAAAUCACACCAGCCUCAAUAGCGAUUACCAGGAAUUCUGGGAUUUUACCUUUCACGAAAUGGGCAAAUACGAUUUGCCUGCCAACAUUGAUUACAUCCUCAGUAAAACCGGUUACGAGCAAUUGCACUACGUGGGACACUCGCAGGGCACCGCUGUCUUUUGGGUUCUCUGUUCGGAGCAGCCUGCGUAUACGCAAAAAAUUCUAUCCAUGCACGCUUUGGCGCCGAUAGCAUUCAUUUCGGACAUGAAGAGUCCACUGUUUCGUACUUUGGUUGUGUUUUUAGAUUUCCUUACGGCGGCGACACGCAUGCUGCGCAUUACUGAAUUUAUGCCCAAUACAAAGUUGUUUGUGGACCACAGCCAGGUGGUGUGCCAUGAUAAUGCAAUGACACAGGAUGUCUGUUCGAACAUUCUAUUCCUGGUAGCCGGCUACAAUUCGGAGCAGUUAAAUAAGACAAUGCUGCCCGUCAUGCUUAGCCACACACCUUCGGGUGCAUCCAUAAAACAACUCGAGCAUUUCGGACAACUCAUGAAAUCGGGCCAUUUUCGUAAAUUCGAUCGCGGCUACUUACGCAAUCAACUCGAAUACAAUCGCAUCACGCCGCCCGAUUACGAUCUGUCCAAGGUGAAGGUGCCGGUAGCGCUCUACUAUUCGAUGAACGAUAUGCUGGUGUCGACGACGGGCGUCGAUCGUUUGGCACGCGAAUUGCCCAAUGUGAUUGACAAAUAUUUGGUGCCCAUGGAGAAGUUCAAUCAUUUGGACUUUUUAUGGGCGAUCGAUGUCAAGUCGCUCGUGUACAAUCGCCUUGUAAGGAAUAUUCGACGCGUGGAGAAUUAUAAGCAAAAGCAAACGCAACAAAUCAAUGCGAGCAUACAACAGUUGAGUGCGCAGUUGCAGCAACAGCAAAUACAACAACAGCAACAGCUUCAACAAUUACAACAACAACAGCAGCAAGUACAAGAGCAACAUGAACAACAACAGCAGCAAUUGGAGGCAAAACUUCAACAAAGGAGCUCAAAUAUGCAGUCGCGCCUAAAUAUGAACUUCCAUUCGAUUUCGAAUGCGAAUUUAAAUUCGAACACAAUUGGCAGCGCCAGUCAGCGUGUAAAUGUAAAUGUGCGCCCAUAUAGUGCGCUACAUUCUGUCUAUGCGGCGUUGCCAAAUUUCAUGCCGACGCCAGCCACUGCGACCGUGGCAAUGCCAACGCCGGCGCCGCCACCUUCAGCACCAGCACAGCCAAAUGUCGAUACGAUUUUGAUACCAAAUUUUCACACGAAUCCGCCGAUUAGCACGAAUUCGAAUGUGAAUCAAGAUUCAUCUGUGAUAAUUACGAAUAUACAUCCGGUUUAUAAACCUGAAGGGGACGGGGUUGGCGACGGGGGUGUACAUGAGAAUGUAAGUGCAGUUGAAGAUGUGAAUGGGAAUGCGAAUACGGAUGUGGAUUCCAUGUCUCAUUGGUAUAUGAAUUCGAAUUCAAAUUCGAAUACCGAAGUGAAUAUGGAGGACACUACAACUGUGCCCCUGCCCGAGCAUACGACUGUGCCAGCGAAUGCUGAAGAAGUGAAUGCGUGAAAGGCAAAGCGAUUUCCCAUAGUUUUAACUACACCUUAGUUAUCUGUAAAUGUUUUUUAAGUUUAUUUUUAGUUUUAGUGCUUUUUAUUUAUAUCUUCAAAACUUUUUCUCAUUUUUUAAUUACUAUUUUUAAUUCAUACAAUUUUUAUUUUGAAUUUUUUUGUUUUAUAAGAUUUAUGUAAAUAAUUUUCACAAAUUCCACAUAAGUUUUAAAACUAGUUUCAGGCCGAUUUUUAAUAAGUAUAUAAAAUAGGUUUCAAAAGCCACGGAAUGAAUGUUUUAAAAACCUUUAAAAAUUAAACAUUUUUUUAAUAACUUUUUAUUUGGUUAUAUUGUUUUUUCAUUAUUCUUUAAUACUUUUAAUUCUUCUAAAUAGUAUAAAAAUUAAGUAAAUGCUAAAAACUUUAACUGGAAUUAGCAAAAACUGCAUGGAAGGUUACAGAGGAUACUGAGAUAGGCACCACUAACCUGUUGCACAACAUCAGUAGCAUCCCAGCACCCAAUUUGGAGCUCCUAAUUAACGAUUUUUAGCUGCCACUGGGUAAGCAGCCAUUGCAGCUGUUCCUGGGAUUUCUAUUAUUUAAUCUCAAUUAUAUAAAAUAUUCUAAAUUUCAAACCUCGACUCGUCAAUGGCGCCUUUUUUAAUAAACAAAAAUCUACUUCGGAGUGUGGAGCUGUAAAAAAGAUUAAGAAAUAUUCUUUGUACAUCUUUUUUCCACAUUCUCAAUUCUCUUUUUUAAUUUUUGAAUAACAAAACUAUGCAGUUAGAAUUUUUUGCAUUUAUCUCCUUUUUUUUCUUGUUAAUUCGAGUUUUCUGCACUUUCUUUAAAUAGUCAAGGUAGAUACCAAUGAAGUGAAACUUUUUUCAAUUUAAUUUCAAA